GACAAGCUGAGCAGCAGCCUGGGUUUCUCUUCUUCUCCUGCAUCUGACAGCAGCACAUAUCUUUGCACCCUUGAAGGAGAGCAACAGAAGUGACCUGGAUACAGAGGCUCUAGGACACUGUGGGGCAGAAAACAGAGCCUCAGGCCAGAGCUGCAACUCUUCUCCCAUCCUGUGCACAGGAACACUGGCCCUCUGCAUCUGACCCUGAUUCUUCUAGCUUGGCAAGUUGCUAUGGCCAGACCACAAAUGAUGGCUCCCAUUUGUCUGGUGGAGAACCACAAGGACCAGCUGUCUGUGAACCAAACAGCCAUCGAAAUUCUGGACAACAUUUCCCAGCCAGUGGUAGUUGUGGCUAUUGUUGGAUUGUACCGUACAGGGAAGUCCUACCUGAUGAACCGUCUGGCAGGACAGAAUCACGGCUUCCCUCUGGGCUCCACUGUGCAGUCAGAAACCAAGGGCAUCUGGAUGUGGUGUGUGCCACACCCCACAAAGCCAAAGCACACCCUGGUUCUCCUGGACACUGAGGGCCUGGGUGACGUGGAAAAGGGAGACCCUAAGAAUGACUCAUGGAUUUUUGCCCUGGCUGUGCUUCUGAGCAGCACCUUUGUCUACAACAGCAUGGGCACCAUCAACCAACAGGCCAUGGAGCAGCUGCAUUAUGUCACAGAACUCACUGAGCUGAUCAGGGCAAAGUCUUUUCCAAAUCCUGAUGGAAUAUAUAAUUCCACAGAGUUUGUGAGUUUCUUCCCAGACUUCAUCUGGGCUGUUCGGGAUUUCAUGCUGGAGCUGCAGAUCGAUGGAGAGAGCGUCACGGAGGACGAGUACCUGGAGAAUGCACUGAAGCUGAUCCCAGGUGACAGUCCCAGAAUCCAAGCAUCCAAUCUGUCCAGGGAGUGCAUCAGACAUUUCUUUCCUAAACGAAAGUGUUUUGUGUUUGACCAACCAACGCAUAACAAAGCACUGUUACGCAAGCUUGAUACUAUCUCAGAAGACCAGCUGGAUCCUAUGUUCCAGGAACAAACACGGGCUUUUGUUUCUUACAUCUUCACUGCUGCAAAGGUCAAGACGCUUAAAGAGGGAAUUAAGGUCACUGGGAAUCGACUGGGGACUCUGGUCUCGACCUACGUGGAUGCCAUCAGCAGUGGAGCUGUGCCCUGUGUGGACAAUGCAGUGACAACUCUGGCCCAGCGUGAGAACUCAGCAGCUGUGCAGAAGGCAGCUGAGCACUACAGUGAGCAGAUGGGCCAGCGACUGAGGCUCCCCACAGACACGCUCCAGGAGCUACUGGGUGUGCACACAGCCUGUGAGAAGGAAGCCAUUGCUGUCUUCAUGGAGCACUCCUUCAAGGACGAAAACCAGCAAUUCCAGAAGAAGCUGCUGGAAUUAAUAGAUGAGAAGAAAAGGAUGUUCAUGUUAAAAAAUGAAAAAACAUCAGAUCAAUACUGCCAGGAAGCACUCAAUCGACUUACAAAGGCUUUUAUGGAAAAUAUUUCACCAUUUUCUGUUCCUGGAGGACACAGGCUCUACAUGGAAAUGAGGGGGAAGAUUGAGCAUGACUAUUGGCAGGUGCCCCGAAAAGGGGUGAAGGCAAGUGAAGUCUUCCAGAGCUUUCUGCAGUCACAAGCCAUCAUUGAGCGUUCCAUCCUGCAGGCAGAUACAGCCCUCACUGCUGGGGAGAAGGCCAUUGCAGAGGAGCGGGCCCAGAAGGAGGCAGCUGAGAAGGAACAGGAGUUGCUAAAACAGAAGCAGGAGGAGCUUCAGCAAGAGAUAGAGGCUCAAGAAAGAAGUCAUGAGGAGAACAUUGAGCAACUGAAAAUGAAGCUGAUGCAGGAGCGUGAACAGCUCAUCAAGGAACAUAAAAUAAUGCUGGAGACGGAGUUGCAGCAUCAAAAGGCUUUGCUUGAAGGAGGAUUUAGGAAGAAAUCAAAGGAAAUGAAAGGAGAUAUACAGCGACUGAAAUCUACUAUCAAUGACAUGGAAGAAAACAGUGGUACCUUUGUAGGUCAUAUUCUAAAUGAAUUUGCUACAGGGAUUGCUGCCCCUUUUUUACUGCCUGUGAUGGCUAUAAAAAAAUUAGUUCAGUAUUUAAAUAGGAUUCACUCUUAUUUUGAUGAAUAUCCUGAAAUAGGAGAAGCUUUCCGAAGGAAUCUAAGGAGUGGGAUUCGAACCCACGCCUCCAAGGGAGACUGCGAGCUGAAUGUCACUUCUGGAAUUUUAGAGAAGCUUUCUUCCUCUUUCUUAAUUCCUCAUAAGAUGUCAAGAAUGAAUUGUGUGGAAGAAGGAUCUUGA
Molecule: messenger RNA, 2289 nt
Organism: Microtus oregoni (creeping vole)
Lineage: Eukaryota; Metazoa; Chordata; Mammalia; Rodentia; Cricetidae
Product: guanylate-binding protein 6-like
Exons: 14
Coding region: 232-2289 (685 amino acids)
Biological process (GO): defense response to Gram-positive bacterium; defense response to protozoan
Molecular function (GO): GTP binding; GTPase activity
Source: RefSeq, a predicted model, not a curated record